AUGAUACUAAGCAGCGAGAAAUUAUGGGAAUCUGUCACUGGAGGCGUAGUAUUGAAAUGUAACGCCAAACUCGUCGCGAAAAUCAUACGCGUGAAUGAUGAUUAUACGGAAUACACAACCCUCCAAUACCUCGCCACGCACGCUGCUGAUCUACCGGUUCCAAAACCACAUGGGCUUGUCAGAUUUGGUAGUGCGAGGAUUAUGUUCAUGACUUAUUUUCCAAACAUGACUCUGGAGGCCGCUUGGUCGGGUCUGACGAUCGAGAAUAAAGUCGGGAUUCAAGUGCAGCUUGAUGGUAUUUUUACUAAGUUGAGGACUUUAAAGGGCGAGGGGAGGUUUGGUGGGGUGAAUGGUGAAGGCGUUAGAGAUGAUCAUCGUGAAGAUCACACUAGUCAAGCAAUCAUCACCACGAUAGCUGAAUUCGAGGAUUUUCAAUUCUCGAUUCCACCGUAUAGUCGUAUGCCAUGGAUUAUGUUUCUGCGGAGUUUGCUCCCAUCCGCCUCUUCAGGAACGGUGUUCACGCAUGGUGAUGUGCGGACGGCGAAUAUCAUGGUGGAUAGAGAUGAGAGCGGGGAUUACUUCGUUACCGGAGUGAUUGACUGGGAAACUAGUGAAUUCUAUCCAGAGUAUUUCGAGUCUUCGAAGAUUCUGUAUUUGUUCAAUGUCCAUGAUCAGUCGGACUGGUGGAGGUAUAUUCCGGAGUGCAUUGCUCCGGCAAAACAUCCGGAGAGAUGGCUUGUUGGGAGGUUAUGGAAUCAGUGCGUUACGCGAGAUUGA
Molecule: messenger RNA, 777 nt
Organism: Glarea lozoyensis ATCC 20868
Lineage: Eukaryota; Fungi; Ascomycota; Leotiomycetes; Helotiales; Helotiaceae
Product: Protein kinase-like (PK-like)
Exons: 1
Coding region: 1-777 (258 amino acids)
Source: RefSeq, a predicted model, not a curated record